CUUAAACAUUUGUAUGUUAAUAAAAUUGUACACAAAAUUCUGCAGUCAUAUACACGAGUCUGAGAAAUUGUGCGGGUUAGGAUUUUUUUCAUGUGAGUAUGAAUCUAAAAGCUGUGAGAGUAAAGUCUUGUGAAUACAACUCUAAUUUCUACGACUACGAAGUCUUUUCUGUGAACACGAAUUCAAGUUUGUGGGUACGAGUAGAAAAGUGCUGAAAUGACGUCACGUAGGUCACAGGCAGGUCACAGGGAAAAGUAAUCGAACCUCGAUUCCUCCAAUCGCGCAUGCGUCAAAGCAAAAUGGCUGACAGCAGUGGACCGGGUGGAGCUACCCGCUCAGGAGAAGCAUCACAGGUAAAGUCAACAACGUGUAUAUCCAAUAUUUAUUUAAUAAAAUUGUUCUUUAUUAAACAGUGUACAGUUCGUGGACUUACAGACUUACUCCUUUAGCUCGCAAGCUAAUGACAUGCCGGUGACGCUAAGUUAGUGCUGCUAGCUAGCUUUACUUGCAUCAGAAGUUGGCUUGUGCUAGUUAAUUAGCAUUGACCUGCGAAAUAUGAAAUGAUUAAUUUGCGACAUAAUGUUGAACAAACAGAAAUAACAGGCCAUAAGAUGCAGCGAUUGGCAACAUUGAAUAGAGCCUUAUAAUAAUUAUUAUUAUUAUUUGCCUGCAGUCAGUUGCUUGAGAUUUGGCCCGCAAGUGUAGUUUGCAUGGGUCCAGAUCGGCUUGCUGUCUGCUGACCCAAACUCAGACUUUUAGUUAAGAAGAAGUUCGUUUGCAGGCACUCUGUACAACCGUAAAAAAUGCCCAUGUCUGUAACAUUUGCUAUUCAAUUUUUGUCUUUUUCUCACUCAGGUCCAAUUGAGAGACAUCAUCAACACAGCACAAAAUCUGGUGUUGAUGUUAAGUAAUAGUGUACAAGCGAAUGUCAGGCCAAUGAGACAGGAAAAUACAGGAGAAGCUGCUGUUGGACAGGGAGCACAGUCAGUUCCAGCAGGGAGGUCUCAGCAGGCAGUUCAACAACUUAUAUGAUCUCAGAACAGUGGCCCUGGUCUGUCAGUGAAACAAGAAAUGGCACGGUACGGUGCAUGGGUCAUGUAUUGCACUCUCAGUGCAGGCACAUUUGGACAAACUAGGUCCCUGAUUUAAGUAGAAGGUAGAGAAACGUCUGCAGAUGUUUUAAAUUCCAUUAUUUACCUUAGAAUAUUUUCUGGGCUUCAGACCAUCACCAUGUGAACUAAGGCAUAAAACAAAUUAAACAAAUUUAUAUAAGCUAACAUGGUCAUGGAAUGUAGACAUCUUCUGAGUUAGGUUGUUUUUUGUUGAUGGAAUAUGAAAGAUCAGAAUAAUAGUAUGACUUCUUUUUAGGUUCUUUCCAGGAUUUUUUCAGAAGGAGGCAAGAGGCAAAAGGCGUUUUGCACCAUAUAGGACAAAAGAAUCUGGGAAGAGUUUUUUGGUGAGCUUUUUUCGUCUUGAAAAACAGUAUGAAAAAACACCAAAAGGAGACGAGGAACUGCCACUCAUGCUGGAUGGUCUUGGAAAGCGUUCAUUAACCAUAUAUGAAAACAUGACACAUUCAGAGUUUUCAGAGUUGCUUGUGAGUGCAUAUCCAAGAUUGGCAAAUAUCUGUGGUGGCUGGAUGCUGCACAAAUCCACAGGUGGGGGUGGGUGGCGGAGCUUGGUUGUUAUUCCUCCAGAUCUACAUGGAUACACUGGCCAGCAGCUAAAAGCAGUGAGCGGAAAUGGAAGAUACACAAUGUACAUUUCUCCUUUACAAGAAGAACUUGAUACAGUUCCAUUACCACCCAAAGCAAAGGAGUUUGAGAAAAUGCCCAAAGCCCAGUGUACAACCUGCAAGAAAAUGGUUCCACUUCAGAUUCUUCCAGUACACAUCAAGGAAUGCAAGACAGAACUUGUAGAUUUGUCCUAUUCUGCUGAAGAGGAAAACUGCAAUGAAGAACAUGAAGAUGAAUUCCCAGAUUCCAUUUGCAACCAGACAGACCCUCAGAUAAUGACGGCCAUGAGUCAAGUGGAUCAGUACCAGUCGGUCAAAUCAGUUCCUUUCAAAGCUCCACCUCCUUCAUACGAAGGGCCAGCUUCAGGUCCUCCGUAUCCACACCGGCCUGUAGGAGAGCGACAGGAUCAGGAGAGGCCAGAGCGGGUGUGGCAGCCUCUGCUCCCACAUCCCCCAGGCCGCCGGGGAUCGGCUUGGCCGUGGUCACCUCCGCUUCCAUCAGACUUGGCUACCCACAGAAGCACUGACAUACUUUGA
Messenger RNA from Amphiprion ocellaris (clown anemonefish), 2272 nucleotides. RefSeq lists its product as uncharacterized. Bases 1523 to 2272 code for a protein of 249 amino acids. NCBI's taxonomy places the organism in Eukaryota, Metazoa, Chordata, Actinopteri, Pomacentridae. The transcript is spliced from 5 exons. The record is from RefSeq and is a predicted model, not a curated record.